GGAAUAUUCCAACGGAUUUACCCUUGGUCUUUAAAAGGACGCGCUGAAUAAAGCUGCUGAGGAGUCGACAGGUAAACGCUCACUUGUUAUUUACAUGAUCCUGACGCUGUGAAGACCUCGCUGCAGACACACAACACAACACAACACAACACAACAUCCGAGUUACGGUCCAGACUAGACAAAAGACAGGCACAGACACGAGAGAGGCGUUUUUUCUCUUUUUUUGAAAUUCUGUCUGCACAUCUCCAUCCUUUUUGUGGAGACUCGGAAAUCUGUGGAGUUCCUUCCCAGCUGUGAACCAGAGACAAUCAUGAUCCUCCUGACUCCCCCUUCUGGUUUCUUCCAGUGCACCAACAAGCUCUUUCUGAGUGAUCAGGCCGCCUGGCUCCACAUCAAGGAGUUCGCCCGUAAAAAUGCAGCGAACGCUCUGUCUGUCGCCAACAUGGUCAUGGGCAUGGCCUCCAUUCUCAGCAGUCUCAACGGGCACCAUCAUGCCGCGUGUUGGCUGGUUCUGAUUGGCUACCUGCUGGAUUAUGCAGAUGGAGCGGUUGCCAGGCGACUGGAUGCCUGCUCGGCGCUGGGUGCGAAGCUGGAUGAUUUUGCUGACUUCACGACCUUCGGAAUCGCCACGUCACUGCUCCUGAGGACGACUGACCUGAUGGACAACAUCCUGUGCGUGUGCUACGUGCUGUCGGUGUUCGUCCGCCUCUGUUUCUACUCAACCGGAAUCCCCUUCAUGUACCGCGGCCUGCCAUGCACUUAUGCCUCAGCCAUCCUGUCCUGUGCCACGAUGCUGUCGGGGGGGAACAUGGCCGUGCUGCGCAUCGUGGUCGUCGCCAUGAUCCUCUGCAUGAUCAACCAGAACUUCUACCCCCAUGACAAAGUGCUGGAGUCGCAGGCCUGGAAAAAAGUAGUUUACUUUGGAGGAGUCAUCAUGUUGUUCUUCUCGUCAUCCCCCCCCAUGUGCGUGUACUACCUGCUCUGGUGUUUCUCCUACGUUUUGUUCCCGACUUCCCUUUGGAGCACUAAAGUGUAGGGAAACGGGUUCUGGUCUUGUCCAAAACUCGCAGUAGGUUUACCUCCGGCCGAUCUGGGCGAAUUUAGUUGUCCCAGAAUGUUGCUGCUCCCCACUGCCCUGGAGGAUUCAAGCUGAACAUGCUCAUGCAGGCUAACACUUGCUCUAUUUGACCUUUAUUUUGAUGAGACAGAACCUGGAUGACAGGGAGUUGUGAUGAGGGACAGGAGGGAAGGACAUUUUUAAGUCACUUCUAAGAAUUUAACCUUCAUACACAUGUUUUAUGUCUUUGUUGCAGUGUCACUGAAGCUGAGGGGGGGUUGCCUGUUCCAAAAUCAGAAUUUUCAUCAGGUUGUGUAAUCUCCCUUCUUCAGUGUUAAUCCAAUCUUUCCUCAAUGGGUAUAUUUUCAAAGGAAAUGAUUGCAAUACUUUUCUCCAACAUUUUUGCCUCAUAUUUAGUUUUGCAGCCACACGAGGCUUCACAACCACUAAUACGAUUUCCACGGUGUUGAGCGUAGAGUUAGGAAUUAACUGUCCAUGUGCUGCUCUAUGGAGAUAAGACCUUUUAAUCCAAGAGUCUUAUUUCUCUGCAGGAUUUUUGUUGAGAUUCAAAACUCCAUGCCCCUCUUAUCUAUAACACAGUAAUGAACACACGCGCACAGCAUCUGUAACAUCUGUCAAUGUUUGUAUCAGGGUUGGGGUCAAUUUGCUUUUAACGGUAUUCAGCUCAAGGUGUGUCGUUAAAACUCGUAUCACACACCUUCAUACACGCUAACCUAAGAUUACGGUCUUUGGACCAUGGUGAGAGAAUCCACUCUUCUGUUAUUUCUGGACUCCAGCCCUUGUGCUUUUGUUAAUUCCGUUCUUGUUUUUUCUUCCAAGUUGUGAGUCUGUCCAGGACAUUGUGUGUUAGAUUUCAGUGUUUUGCAUGAGUUUGCCUGUUUGAAGAGGCAAUGCAGUUAUAUAUCGAAUCCACACUGGAUCACCAUUACCCCCCACCCGCCUGUAUAUUACCUCUCUGACCACGGCUGCAUCACAGGUGUUUGACAACUGAGUGAACAACACCUGCAGCGUUAGGAAAUUAUUAAUUAAGGUGGAGUCGGAAAUACAUCAGGAGUCGACACUGAAAACCAUAACUAACACGGCUGCAGAGGUUUUCAUCCACACGAGAUUAAAGAUCCAGUGUGAUAUAGAAAAGGAACUAUUGGCAGAAAUUAUCCUAGUGAUGUUUUCACUAGUGUUUCAUCUAAAUUGUACUAAUUGUUGUUUCUUUUACCCUGCAACGUGCAACUUCACCACCAGAUGUCACUAGACUCUACACAACCAACCUUUAAAGAGCAACAACACAAGGACUGUAAAUCCUGCCUUUCCUGCCACCUAGUGGUUACGGAUUACAAAUUAUAAAAUGUUGUUGCAUGACAGUCUGUGUGAACAGUGCAGCUGGACUGAAACUUUAAAAAAUCCACAGAGAUCAGGCGAGGAAAGGAGAAGUGAUUCUCUUUAACUCGUCCAGAACUCAGUCCUUUUUUUAAGCGAGGACAACUUUUUGGCACGUGCCUCACGAUCGGUGUAUUUCUGCUUCCCUGAACAUGUGUGCGACAAAUGGGGGAGAUUACAUAGUUUUAUAUGGAUUCUUUCAGAAGCCUGAUGAAAAGCCUGAUGUUCUCAACCCCCCCGUAUUCAAACUACACCUACUCACAGCUGUCAGAAUAAAGGGAAGGACAUCAUUCACAAUUUUAUUUCUUGUGAUUUUAUUGAUAUGUAACUUGUAUAAACUCCAGACUCUUCUGAGAGGAGAAAUGAACAGAGGGAGGAAAAUAUCCUGAAUCAAGACCUAGAUUUAAAAAAACAUCAAUACAAAAGGUCACAACCUCUGAUUCAGAUGUGGGUUCAAACCGACCCUGGCUUAGUUCAUGAUGACGGUGCAUACACAGACUGAAAUUAAAAUCUACUCUAGUUCAUUCACUAGUGCAUUCAGCUUUCCUGUGUGGGUGUUUUGGUUUUCAAACUGUAAAGUCACGGUGAUGUAUGCAUGCCGAGAGCAUAAGAGAUACAAAGCCUGUACUUUGAUUAAAUGAUGAUGAUGAUGAAAAGAAAGAAAAGAGAUCUCGAUGAAUGAUCUGUGCUUUCAAGUCUGUACUUUUUUUGACAAUAAAGGGGAAAUUGAAAUAA
This is a messenger RNA of Limanda limanda (common dab), 3187 nucleotides long. RefSeq names its product transmembrane protein 269 (gene tmem269). NCBI's taxonomy places the organism in Eukaryota, Metazoa, Chordata, Actinopteri, Pleuronectiformes, Pleuronectidae. Bases 311 to 1036 code for a protein of 241 amino acids. Gene Ontology annotation, cellular component: membrane. The transcript has 7 exons. Gene Ontology annotation, biological process: phospholipid biosynthetic process. The record is from RefSeq and is a predicted model, not a curated record. Gene Ontology annotation, molecular function: phosphotransferase activity, for other substituted phosphate groups.